This is a messenger RNA of Xylaria bambusicola, 4543 nucleotides long. RefSeq lists its product as uncharacterized. The transcript is spliced from 3 exons. Gene Ontology annotation, cellular component: pericentric heterochromatin. The coding region runs from base 169 to 4284 and encodes 1371 amino acids. Lineage: Eukaryota; Fungi; Ascomycota; Sordariomycetes; Xylariales; Xylariaceae. The record is from RefSeq and is a predicted model, not a curated record. Gene Ontology annotation, molecular function: chromatin binding. Gene Ontology annotation, biological process: negative regulation of transcription by RNA polymerase II; chromatin organization.
CUCACCUUCUUCAUCUCUCAUAUGGACCAUUACCGCCACCGCCACCGCCACCAACACCACUGUUAUUUAGGUAGCAGGCAUCUUCACUCGUCUCUCUUAUACCAGCAACCUCCUCUACUACACUGAGCGGCUUUCGGAGCAUGGGAAACAACUCUAGUCACUCCCAAUAUGUCUGAGCGACCGCCUUUCUCCCCCUCUUCGCAGGAUGACGAUGACGACGACGACGACAACCUCUCUAUUACUUCUACUGUCAUCGAAGAUAAUGAUUCUGAAAAAGAAUGGGAUGUCGAAGAUAUAUUGGCAGAACGACAAAAUCCUGAUGUUCCUGACACUUCACAGUACCUCGUCAAAUGGGAAAACUUUCCUAUGGAAGACUGUACGUGGGAGCCGAUCGAACACCUUGGAGAUGGACUCUUGGAAACAUGGGAGGAGAUCAAAGCCGGGAUUUCUGCUGGAGAUCGCGAGGCUUUCGAUCUAGCCGAAUUUGAAGCUGCAUGUGCGGCCCGACUCGAGAGACAUACGAGACGUAAUGCUAAACGCAAGAGACUCGGUUUUCAACUCACGCCGCCUUUCCCACCUGGAUACUUCGAAGAUACGCCCUUAAUCUCGCCCACUUCGCCCACUGAUCAAGAUUCGCUGUCUUCUGAUGAUGAAGCACAAGAAUUGGACGAGGUCGAUCCCGCCAUUGUCCUCUCUUCGAGACCAAAAGCCACAGUGAGCACACCGGUUCCACUAACAGAAAACAAACCUGUACCUACCGCUCCACGAGUCCCCAAACAGAAAACAUUUGUGGGAAUCCCCUCUCAUACUACUACCCCCAGUGACACAAGUACCUCGAAACUGCCCGAAAAUGGCCGCAGUCAAAAAUCUUCACAGCCGCUGUCGACGACAGCUUCGAAGACUUCUGGGUCAAAAACAACCACUCCCGGCCCCGUUCGAAAAGGGAGUACCGGUACUAUGACUGGUUAUCAGGGUACAGCAGGGAGAACUAGUGUCUUUAAGCCCACCACUGCCAAAAAGCCCAUGACAAUUACUACCACAAUAUCAUCAACUCCGUUGCCCAAGCCGCCAAAUGCAGUCAAGCGUCUCACUGCCACUAGGACUCGACAAUUACCAGCCUUAUCAGCAGCCACAAACGUAUUUGCAGGGGGCAAGCAGCGUAAAAAGCGAAAAAACUUGGCCGACUCCAUGGCCGAUCCUUCUAAAGCACCUAAAGCUUUCCAAAACAUGCGUAUGAGAAACCUUGCAAAGAAGCGAGGAAUUGAGAAGGGUGAUGCAGCCGGUGCCUUAUCUUCUAUCCCCAGCGCCUUCAUCAUUGAUAAUGAUAAGACAAAACCCAGGAAGCCUAGUCUCGUGUCACCAAUCACGGUGUCGCCGAAAGACCAAGAGACAUCCAAUUCGCCUAUCACGCCUUUGGAAGCUGUAUCAAAACAUCAGGGGUUGACGGAUUCUGUAAGGCAGCAAGAUGCAGAUGAAGCACCUCCACCGAAGCGUAAAAAAUCUAAAUCUGUCCACUUUACGGGAGACGACAGUGAAGAACUGGCCAAUACUAUGAAUGAACUAUUUGGCUCUACUCCUACGCAAGAUGACAUUAUAAGCCCGGACAUAAGUACAGUGGAACAAGGACCCCCUAGGACAGUAUCUUUAGCAAAGUAUCAAGAACGGGGAUCAGCACAGACAAUUCAGAAACUUGUCAAGUUUGGAACGGGAGAAGCGAUUAUGGUUAGCUUUAGCGGGAUUCCUCGACAUACUACCACCUGGUUGUCCGCCUUCAAGGCCGAGGAAACUCUCCAUCUCGCAUCCACCUGUACUUCCUUUCAUUUUUCUCAACAGAAAGGCCAGUUAAUUAAAGAAAAGCUUGCGGUUGGUUCAAUUACAGCUAGUUCACCGAAGCACGCCAGAGCCUUGAAGAAUGUUGCAGAACAUCUGCGACGAGGGGUAUACGGAUUGCAUCUGGUUGCACCUGAGUAUUCAAUCCUGAUUUAUCCGGGGAAUUGUUGUGAUGACUGGACCUGGCUUAAUAUUGAUAUUAAAGAGCCUGAGGAUGAUGCCGUACUGCGAUAUAUCAUUUUUCUAUCCGCAGUCCCAAUCCAAGCCUAUCCCUUUGAGCCUCAUGAAGGGCCCACAGCGGUGAAGCGAAACGGAGAAAAUGAUCUAGAACUUCUAGGGAUGCUGACGGGGCUUGACUUUACCAAGUUGUCUCCGCAGGAUAGUAAACUAAUAGAUAAGCAAUCCUAUAUGAUAUUGGUUCCAAAGAACGCUCGACAGCUUCAGUCUACAAUCAUAACUUGGCUUAGGACCCAUCAACCGGAUCGACCAAUCUUCACGUUCGACCAGCCACAUGGUUGGCGCACGUUCCAUGAAGCCGUACAGGCCGGUGGUGGAGGCACUGUGAUCUCCCAUGCCAAUUUCACUUUAUGGGAGCUCGAGAAGAUUCGAGGUGUUUGGCAAAUGCUUGAGGAGGGGAAGUAUACAUUCUGGCAUCUGGAUACCGGAGAGAAGAAGCGGCCUCAGUAUCCAUCCGAUUUAGAUGCGGUUAGCAUACCUGGGACACUUCGACUCACACGGUUGUUCCCAUAUGGUCGCGUAUUUCUCAUUACCCCAAGCUUCGUGAUCUCGGAACCAGCCAAGCUCUGCGACUUUUUGAAAUGGUUUAUUACUUAUGGUGUGAAUCCGAGUCACAUGAUUGUAGCUUGCCACAACUUCCCUCAGUUUCUUAGGAACAUUGCGGAAGAAAAGAAAGAGGAAUACAACACCUUGCGAGAAUUGAAUCAAGGUAAUCACGAUUUAUCGAGCUUCCUUGAACGCGUCUGCCGAAGUAAACAGGAUAUUGAUGAUCAUAUCCGUGCGUGGCAAUUGUUGCAACAGAUAAUGAACCUCUUCGGAGAUGAAUAUACCAGCGAAGAGGUGCGCAAAAUUCAUUGUCUUAGUGAGUUCAUCGACUCAAGCGAUGAACAGAGCUUAGUCAACGCCUUCUGUUGCUGGACUCGCCUGAAAUGCGAUCGAUUCCGGAGAUUCUACGUGCUCGGCUCUGACCCUAGGAAAAUGAGGGGAGCAUAUCGUUACAUCGAAGUUCCAAGAUAUUUCGAUACAGAAGUCAGCAAUCCUGAUGUAGCCAAUAUCCUUUCCGAGCGCCGUUCUUUGGAACUUGAAAACCAAGCCGGCAAGCAUGGCACCGAGAAUAAUAUUUCCUGGCGUACAGAUGAACUUGUAGCUAAAAAGUCUACUUGCGUGACGUCGUUUCGAUUUCCCAGCCCCACGUUCAAAUCCGAUGAUGCUCACGAACUCCAACGUUGGAUAGAUGAUCACUGUCGGAACACAGGUGGUAACUGGGCUGUGCUCCACCCAAAGCCUGUAGCUUGGAAGGAUAGGGCCAUGGCCCAACAGUUUGGAGAUGACGAUACUUACAAGAGCCGUUUCGAUACCUUCAGUAGCUGGUUUAAGGCAGCACCGACUUUCUCGACUAGGCGAAAUACAUAUUAUGGCCUUUUCUACACUAUCAAUGACACUUGGGACGAGUUCAUGCCCCAAGAAACAUACGAACGACACGCAUGGAUUGGCAUUUAUCGUCCCAAAAAUCCUCAUAUUUUAAAAUUUCAACAGUUCUCUAAGAUUGAACUUUUCAUCUGGGACUUGGAGGCAGCAAACAGAGAGAAAAAUGAGCAUCCAUUACUCGAUAUGCAGUGUCAACUGGUUAAUUACGUCCACGACAAUGUUGCUGAGCAUUAUCCCGAAUGUUCCCUGUCAGAUGUGUGGUAUAGUAGUGUUACAGAUCUCAAAAUCGAGCCAAAUGAUAACCCGCUGGAUACCACAUGUAGCAGAAUUCAGGAGAUGUUUAAGAAUGGGAGGACGGAGCUGCCACCUAUGGAUAAGUUCCUAUACAAUAGGUGGACGCGCCUCGAUCCGGUAUUAUGGACUGCGGGCUUGACCCCUGCGACCUUGAGGGCCGUGAAGAAGGCUUCCGAGCUCACCCCUGAGCGAAUUCCGCAAACUGAAGACGAUAAGCACAAGCCCCAAAGGGCGAUUUGGCACCCACCUCACAGGGGGAGUACUCGCCCCACCAGAUGCCUGAACCACCUGUAUGAGACUUGCUUAAGGGCUCGGCUCAAGGACCCAAAAUGCAAUCAAAUAGAAUACCGUUAUCGGCCAACUCAGGAGUGGUGGGCAGAUCAGGUGGAGGAAGGUCGAGGGUACGGUUAUGUCUGCGUGAGUGCAGGGGCAAAGAUCGUUGACAAAUUGAAGAAACCGCCUGAAGUGUCUAGCUGUAAGCCGGGGUCCAAAUAGAUAUUGACACCAAUAUUCUGUAUAAAUUUCUGUGUAUUGAUAAUUCGGAAUCGGGAUUAAAGGGGCAUUGUAUGCAUAGUAGUAGCCUCCUUGCGCGACGAUAGGAAUCCCUUACGCGCGGAUAUCUUGGCUCCUAGUGUAUGACCACACUCAUUAGUAGUAGGUCUCUUUGUAAAUAUGCAAAUUUGUAAGCUAAGAUGCUGCAUAUACACACUAUAUCCGUCCGUAGGGUGAUUUCAUCUUAGAGGACAUUGGUUUG